This is a messenger RNA of Aspergillus aculeatus ATCC 16872, 896 nucleotides long. RefSeq names its product 60S ribosomal protein uL16. The record is from RefSeq and is a predicted model, not a curated record. NCBI's taxonomy places the organism in Eukaryota, Fungi, Ascomycota, Eurotiomycetes, Eurotiales, Aspergillaceae. Gene Ontology annotation, cellular component: ribosome; cytosolic large ribosomal subunit. Gene Ontology annotation, molecular function: structural constituent of ribosome. Gene Ontology annotation, biological process: translation; ribosomal large subunit assembly. The transcript is spliced from 3 exons. The coding region runs from base 57 to 728 and encodes 223 amino acids.
GACACCACCUUUCUCGACAACCCACCCCCCAGGAAGCCAACUUCCCAACCGUCAAAAUGGCCCGCCGUCCCGCGAGAUGUUACCGCUACUGCAAGAACAAGCCCUACCCUAAGUCCCGGUUCAACCGUGGUGUUCCCGACCCCAAGAUCCGUAUCUUCGAUCUGGGACGUAAGAAGGCCAACGUCGAUGACUUCCCCCUCUGCGUUCACCUCGUCUCCAACGAGUACGAGCAGCUGUCCUCCGAGGCCCUCGAAGCCGCCCGUAUUUGCGCCAACAAGUACCUCGUGAAGAUCGCCGGUAAGGAAGGUUUCCACCUCCGCGUCCGCGUCCACCCCUUCCACGUCAUCCGUAUCAACAAGAUGUUGUCCUGCGCCGGAGCCGAUCGUCUCCAGACCGGUAUGCGUGGUGCCUUCGGUAAGCCCCAGGGUACCGUCGCCCGUGUCAACAUCGGCCAGAUCAUCCUGUCCGUCCGCACUCGUGACUCCAACCGCGCCACCGCCAUCGAGGCCCUCCGCCGCUCCAUGUACAAGUUCCCCGGUCGCCAGAAGAUCAUCGUCUCCAAGAACUGGGGCUUCACCCCCGUCCGCCGCGAGGACUACGUCCAGCUCCGCCAGGAGGGCAAGCUCAAGCAGGACGGCGCCUACGUCCAGUUCCUCCGUGGCCACGGUCUCAUCGAGGAGAACAUGAAGCGUUUCCCCGACGCCUACGAGAACCUCUCCCAGGCUUAGAUGUCUGGUUGCGGUUCGAGUGUUGAUGGGGAAAAAGAAUGUUGAUUAGCAUUUUACAUCGUGUUCUUUCUUUUUUUUUUAUAAUGUGAUCGGAAACUACCCUUUUGAGACCAUUAUGAUUCCCCCUCUUCUGGCACAUUAAAGAAAAGAAAGAGAAACCGUUUCCCC